Messenger RNA from Liolophura sinensis, 690 nucleotides. RefSeq lists its product as uncharacterized. The record is from RefSeq and is a predicted model, not a curated record. Lineage: Eukaryota; Metazoa; Mollusca; Polyplacophora; Chitonida; Chitonidae. Bases 66 to 545 code for a protein of 159 amino acids. The transcript is spliced from 3 exons.
AUUUUCAUGAACUGCGGAGCCGGUUCGCGACACAGUAUACGCAACACUGACAACGUAUAUUCACAAUGUCUAGAAGCGGUAGCCUUCUCGCUCUGGUCAUCGCUACCUUGGCGGCAUUGAAUGUUACAACAGUCACAGGUCAAGGAUUCACAAACAUAAACUUGAUACCUGCGAACAAUGGCCAUCUGGGUUCGGAGUUCAAACUGGACUGCGGGUUUACCUACGCUGAUGCCGUCUCCAUAGUACGCAAGGUCCAUUUCUAUCGCAAAAGGCAAAAUGAUCCGAACUUUUUAGAAAUAGCCAAUGCUGACACUCAAGCUAGUCCCACUUAUCGCUGGAAUGAUACCGCUCUGCAAAGUCGCUCCAACUUUACUAUGCUGAACAGAACCUCUUUUCGUAUCACCAUACGUAGUCUUGAAUGUGGAGACAAAGCAGAGUACAGAUGUAUGUACCGUGUUGGAAAUCGUGACUCCGAAUACGCGAUAUUCAGUGAUGCCAAAGCAUUGGAAAUGCCAGGUUCCUGUACGGCGCCAGGAGACUGUUGAGAAAUCCCGACAUGUAUGCGACGACUGAACAGUUAAAAUGCAUGAAAACAAGGACGACGCUGCUCGAGUGCCUGGUAUACUGUUUAUCAGAUUUUGCACGGCGUGAAAUAAAAAAAAUAUAUAUACAGCAAUUAAACCUUUAAGG